Molecule: messenger RNA, 4285 nt
Organism: Argentina anserina (silverweed cinquefoil)
Lineage: Eukaryota; Viridiplantae; Streptophyta; Magnoliopsida; Rosales; Rosaceae
Product: protein SHORTAGE IN CHIASMATA 1
Exons: 8
Coding region: 1-4155 (1384 amino acids)
Biological process (GO): reciprocal meiotic recombination; resolution of meiotic recombination intermediates
Source: RefSeq, a predicted model, not a curated record
AUGCGAACUCGGUUCCUCAACCUCGACUACUUCACUCCCACUCCCAUCCAAACCCUAGAAACCCUAACCUUCCUCCACCUCCCCAUCCCCAACCUCCACCACUCCAACCUCUCCGCCUCCGAUGUUCUCCGCGCCGCCGUACGCUUCGAUCCCCUCCUCCACCUCUCGCUCCCGAUCGAACAGCUUCCGAUCGCCGACGCGCUCUCCAACUUCUUCGCCGCCGUUCUCCCUCAGCACCUCGCCGUCGACGUCUCGGAUUUCGACGCUGCCGCGAAAUCGGAGAAAGCCGAUGUUCUUGGAAAGCAGAAGGGACCGGAGAAUCAGAUAACGGCUGGUUUAGCUCCGGAGAUUGGAUUUCACAAGGAGGAUGGUGGCAGAAGAGAAGUGGAUAAUGAUGCACUCCAAUGUGAAGUACUCAAGUUUGAAACACUAGAGCUGGAUGAAUUCCUGGAAAAUUCUUACAUUUAUGAGAAAGAUGAGAUGCCGAUUCUUUUGGAAGUUCCGGAGGAAACUCUAAAUCUGACAAUGCAGUAUCCUUGGGAUGUUCAAGAAUCAGUGCAUACAGUUGAAGACCUUAAGUCAGAAUAUCCAACUGAUCAAAAGCCUUAUUCAUUCGAAGAAGAUAGUUCUCGUCUGGACCAAAUGAACUCUUAUCAGAUGCCUUUCCCUCUGUUAGAAGCAAAUGAGAUAUCUCUGCAAAAUUUGACAGCUCUGUCUUUAGAGGAUGAACUUUUUUCCGUUUAUGAAAACAUUGAGCCACAACAUUUGGAUCAAAGCGAUAACUUAAAUGGCAAGGAGCUUUUGGGUUCGAAGGAAUAUGGGAUAUUAGAGCUUCUUUCAGAUAAUUGUCUGUUAAAGCAGUGUGUUGGAUCUGAUCUCGGGUCCCUUGACAUUCCCCCUGAGAUGGACUUGUUAAGCAUGCUGGAGAUGUCCCAGUCUCAGGGAAACACUGAAUAUCAAGGGACAAGCAUCAGUUCCUGUUUCCAGUCUGUAAGCCCGGUUGUUUUCCAGGAGUUUCAGAUUCUUGAUUUGGACCCAUCCCUAAUUCUUGAAGUCCUCUUUAACGCACAAACAGCAAAUGAACCUGAAUCAUGUGACUGGAUGUUUAAUGGAGAGUUGAACUUCAACAAUUUGAUUGUUAGUCCUGAGCUAGCCCUGGUUGAUGAUACAUUCAAAUCAUUGCCUGUACCUGUUUUAUAUGAUCAGGAAAGGAUAUGUUUAUACGUUGUUAUUGAGGAAAAGCUAAGUGAUGUAAAGCCACAGCCGCUAUCGGCAUCAGAUAGGAUUUACUUGGAUUGGCAUCUUCUUGAAAAAGAUAGCACCUGCCAAGUUGAUUCCUGUCAGAAAAAGAUGUUGGAGGAUAUGAAUCCGCUCACCGUUCCUUUCUAUUGGGAUUCCUUUGAUGAUGAAAAGUUCUAUGACUUGGUUUUCUCUGGUGAUUCUGAAGAGAACACAGAAGAUAAGGAAUUACAGCUGUUUCUUUCUGAUGCCAUUCCUUUGCCUAGUAGUCAUUUUGAAGAUGCUUCCACCAGAUUGUCAGGCGGCAAUUUCCCACUGAGAAAAACUGGAGAGCAUAUAGAUAAAAGAAGUGCUGUAGAUGGAUUAGACCCAGAUGAAAGCAAAACUGUUCAUGAUUUGCUUUCUGUUGGCAUUGAUAUUGAUAAUGGUCUUCUUGGAGAUGCUUCCACAAAAUUGUCUAGCGGCAAUCUUGCUCAGCCGAAAAAGAGACAGCAUAUAGAGAAAAAGGGUGCUGAGAGGACUUCAUUGCUUUUUAAGUCUAUUUUACAGUUCAAUGAUAUUGACUUUUUCUUGAACCCACGCGUGGCUGCUACAGAUGAAAAUUGUGAUUAUGCAGUUAUGACUGCUGAUAAAGCUGCUCCAUGUGCCAAGGGAGAACGAUCUAAUUCUGUUUGUGCUCAAGUUGACAAUAGGAAUGAGCAGAAGUCAAAGGAACUCUGUAACAGUUUUCCUUCUCAAGAAGAGUAUAAUAUGAGAUCUAAAGAAGAUUCAGAUGAAGUUGAAGCCAGCAGUAUCCCACAUCCUAUUCCUUCUAUGCCAUUUGCAACAGAAUCUGACCAUAUUCAGCAGAGCAGCAUGUCUUUUCCUGAGACGAUCAUUGUUGUGAACACUCAAAACCUGGACAAGGAAAUGCUAAUCUCCAGAAGAAGUACUUACCAAAAAAUUCUUGCAAUAGAGAAAAAAGGUGCCCAAGUUGUAGAACGUGAUUCAGAGCUACCAAUUGACAUCAUACUCAGUUCUGCAGUAUGUUUAGUGUGGUAUGACUGCAGAAACAUUGGAAAGAAAGCAACUGCUCUUGAUGAAGCUUCUUCAUGCUUAGCUUUGUGCAUUGAGAACAUAGCCAUGAAUGUUUUGACAAUGCUGAGUAUAACUUUCAAUAGCUGCAUUCUGAUCUUUGAAGGAGAUACCAGCUUCCUGUCCACUGUAAUGGAGUCCUCAGAUGGACUUUAUGCUGCAGCAGCAAGUCUGGGAAUUGAUUUGCAGGUUUUCAACUCGUAUUCAUCUGAGUUGACUGAUGAGAUAAUCUUGAGCUGCAUUGAACGAGCCACAAAGUCGAUUAGGGGUGUAUUUCCUCAAAUGCCUGAAUCAGAAUCUCUUGCAGAAUCAUUCCUCACCAAGUUUCCUUCACUUAAUGCUUUGUCAGCGCAUGCAAUACUGUCGUCUGGAGUGUCUCUCACUGAGUUUCUUAGAUGGUCUAAUGAAAAGAGGAUCCAUGCAAUCCAAAGGUAUCAUGUUCCUGAUGAAAGUCUCAGACUAUUUAGUGCUGUAUGCAGAUAUGGUGAACGUGGAGAUUCUAAAUCAAUAAUGACAGACUGCUCCUCUUCAGUGUCUUCAGGGCCAGACUCGGGAAGAAAUAACUUGAAUUUUUCUGAAAGAAAAAGAAGAAAGUACAAUGAUAGUCCUGAAAAGUAUGAUAUACAAAUGAAUGAGUCUUUGCAUCUGGAGCCAUUAAACAUAUUCACUGAUGCCAUUCUGGAACCUCCUGCAGCUUUCAAGCCACACGAUUCAUGUAUGUCGAAAAGCCCUCAAAUACUUGAUGAGUUUAGAAAGCCUUUAUUCUCUCACAAUGAUUUGUUCGAUCAAGAACAGGUUCUGGAUAUGGCUAUGAAGAAUCCUUUUGGGGUUCCUCAGCAAUAUGAUUCUCAUAUCAAAGAGCAUCAGCCAUCAAGUGGGACAAAAAGGUCUGUUUCUUUUCUGAAGGAUAAGAUAUUAGGUCAGAGACAGGGACUAAAUAGGGCAAUGAAUAACUUUGAAUUCAGAGAUCUGAAGAACUCUAGAAACCUGCUUGAGGAUGUAAAAGGAGAAGUUAUUGAUCUGACAGAGAGUCCUAUAUUUGAUUUGGACUUUUCUUCUAUCGACAACUCCACAGAAUUCCCAUUUUCCAUGUCUGAGCAUGAAACGGAUACAACAAGAAAGUAUAAAGCUGCAAGGAAGUUGUCUUUUGGUUCAGGCAGUCACCGAACUUUCCCAACAGCUGCAGAAAUCGAAUCAAGUACAACUGUUUGGAGUCCUAUAAAAGAACAUAGAGAAAAUUCGGAAGUUGGUGCCAAUAAUUACACAGAUAUGGAGAUAAAAAAUGAUGUUUUACCUCCAAGGCAACACAACAAUUUCUUAGAGAAGGGUUUCAGGCAAAGGUCCAGUGGAAUACAAGGGAUGCAUCUCCAUGAGAAUGAUAUAUCACCUUAUGGAGGAACACAGCUCUCAAAUGCUCUCCAUUCAGACACUCCACAACAAAAUAGUCCCUGGACAAUAGAGUUUCUAAACAAAAUCAAGGAGAAAAGUCGAUUGCGCCAGCAGUCCUUUCCAAGGGACUUAUCAAGCCCAAUAUCGGGGUAUUCAGGCAAUGUGCCUAAAGUUACUAAGAGAAGAAGUCCAUCUAUUCUUGAAUUUUUUAAGUACGAAGGUGGUAGCACUCCGAGAAAGUUACCAGAACGCAAAAGACAGAAGCGACCAGUACAAUCAUCACGCUCAUCGAAGAUUGAAAAGAGUUCAGCAUAUCCUCUUACUGCACUGACACCAGUUGAUAAAAGAGCAAGACAGACUUUAUCUUUUGCGACGAAUAAGAGUGGAAGCCAAACGAAGCUUGUGUGGAGUGAUGAAGCACACGGUCCAAGCAGAAAGUUUCAGAGUCUGUGAAUAUAAUUGUAAGCUUGACAUAAACUUCUUAAGUUACAGUACACGUGCUAGAUUGGAAUUGUGUAAUAUCUGAGACAUAAAAGCCACACUUUUCCUUACAACUAUUGUUUUGGAUGCUUAAUUUGAUCAU